Messenger RNA from Rhagoletis pomonella (apple maggot), 3792 nucleotides. RefSeq names its product 1-phosphatidylinositol 4,5-bisphosphate phosphodiesterase (gene norpA). NCBI's taxonomy places the organism in Eukaryota, Metazoa, Arthropoda, Insecta, Diptera, Tephritidae. The record is from RefSeq and is a predicted model, not a curated record. Gene Ontology annotation, molecular function: phosphatidylinositol-4,5-bisphosphate phospholipase C activity; calcium ion binding. Gene Ontology annotation, biological process: lipid metabolic process; phosphatidylinositol-mediated signaling.
AAGCAGACCAGCAGCAGUGUUGCUGACAGCAACGUGACUUUCAGCGAGCAUAAAAAGAGCGCGAAUCACAUGCCACACGAAAUUUAAUUAAGAUUUUUACGAAGGAUCUCAGUCAUUCCAUACCCCAACCACAAGCGAUAGCAGGCUCAAGAGAAAAAAACCACCAAUAUAAAGUUUUGGUGCGAAAAUUCUUACAGUACAAACAUGUAAAUGCAAACUACUCAGUGGCAAGUGAGGGAAACAAAAUCAAAAUCUCAGAGGUCAACAGUUACUACCUACACACAAAAUGCUCAUCUAGUCACAACAGCCGAGAGCAGGAACUAGUUUCCUGUUUCACUGCUUGCCAAAUAAAGGCUGUGCCAGUGAGACAGCUACAAAUACGCUAACUCGCACGCUCACUAGCUUUUCGUUUAGAAAAAUAUUAUAAAUAAGUGCGCAGUGUACUUUAUUUGUAAAUAAAUAGAAGCAAUUUUAGUUCUUGCUGGUUGAGCGCUAAAACGGCAGCCAUUCAAAAUGACAAAGAAGUACGAAUUUGAUUGGAUUAUUCCCGUGCCGGAGGAACUAACCACCGGUUGCGUUUUCGAUCGCUGGUUUGAGAAUGAAAAGGAAACCAAGGAAAAUGACUUUGAAAAGGAUGCUUUGUUCAAAGUUGAUGAAUAUGGAUUCUUUUUGUAUUGGAAGAGCGAUGGAAGGGAAGGAGACGUCAUCGAGUUGUGUCAAGUAAGCGAUAUAAGAGCGGGCGGUGUUCCGAAGGAUCCUAAAAUUCUCGAUAAAGUGACAAAAAAGAAUGGCACCGAUAUGGUGGCAUUGGACAAACGUUCACUGACAAUAUGUUCGAAUACAGAUUAUAUAAAUAUAACAUAUCACCAUGUUAUUUGUCCGGAUGCGGCUGCGGCAAAGAUCUGGUUAGAUGGCAUACGAAAAAUCACACAUAAUGUUAAAGCGAAUAAUAUUUGUCCAAUGAUGUGUUUAAAAAAACAUUGGAUGCGCUUAUGUUUCUCCGUGGAGAAGGGUGGCAAGAUACCUAUAAAAGUGGUGGCGAAAACUUUUGCUUCUGGCAAAACAGAAAAACUUGUGUAUCAAUGUUUUAAGGAUGUCGGACUACCGGACGAUAAAAGCGCAACCAUGACCAAAGAAGAAUUCACAUUCGACAAAUUCUAUGCGCUGUACCACAAAGUGUGCCCACGCAAUGACAUCGAGGAGCUGUUCACUUCCAUUACCAAGGGUAAGUCGGAAGUAAUUUCGAUGGCACAGUUCGUGCAGUUCAUGAAUGAAAAGCAACGUGAUCCACGUAUGAAUGAAAUUUUAUAUCCACUCUAUGAUGAAAAACGUUGCACGGAGAUUAUCAACGAUUACGAAUUGGAUGAGGAGAAGAAGAAGGCUGGUCAAAUGUCUAUGGAUGGCUUUAAGCGGUAUCUCAUGUCCGAUGAGAAUGCGCCGGUAUUUUUGGAUCGUUUGGAAAUGUAUAUGGAAAUGGAUCAUCCACUGGCUCACUACUAUAUCAACAGCUCACAUAAUACUUAUCUGUCGGGUCGUCAGAUUGGUGGUAAAAGUUCAGUGGAGAUGUAUCGACAGACACUAUUGGCUGGUUGUAGAUGCGUCGAAUUGGACUGCUGGAAUGGCAAGGGUGAAGAUGAAGAGCCCAUCGUUACUCACGGCCACGCGUACUGUACUGAAAUUUUGUUCAAAGAUUGCAUUCAAGCCAUCGCCGAUUGUGCAUUUGUCUCUUCCGAGUAUCCUGUCAUACUAUCCUUCGAGAACCACUGCAAUCGUGCGCAGCAAUAUAAAUUAGCUAAAUACUGUGAUGACUUCUUUGGUGAAUUAUUACUAAAGGAACCGUUGCCCGAACAUCCGCUCGAGCCCGGUUUGCCACUCCCACCGCCUUCAAAGCUAAAACGCAAAAUUAUGAUCAAGAACAAGCGUAUGAAGCCGGAAGUCGAAAAAGUCGAAUUGGAGCUUUGGUUAAAGGGUGAAUUGAAGACGGAUGACGAUCCGGAGGAAGAUGCGAGCGCCAAGCCCCCUGAGGGCGCACCACCACCAGAGGCUGCUGCUGCACCGCCGCCGGGCGAACCAGGCGCUGAUGGUGCGCCACCCGAGGGGGAAGCGGCAGCAGUCAAUUACAGCGGCUCAACGACGAAUGUACACCCCUGGCUGUCAUCAAUGGUCAACUAUGCGCAGCCAAUAAAAUUCCAAGGCUUCGAUAAGGCUAUUGAGAAGAAUAUCGCUCACAACAUGUCGUCGUUCGCUGAGGCGGCCGGCAUGAAUUAUCUAAAACAGAGCUCUAUCGACUUUGUCAAUUACAACAAACGUCAAAUGUCGCGCAUCUACCCGAAGGGCACACGCGCCGACUCUUCCAACUAUAUGCCGCAGGUGUUCUGGAACGCUGGCUGCCAGAUGGUCUCGCUCAAUUUUCAAACCUCCGAUCUACCCAUGCAAUUGAAUCAGGGUAAAUUCGAAUAUAAUGGUGGCUGUGGCUACCUGCUCAAGCCGGAUUUCAUGCGUCGCUCAGAUAAGGAUUUCGAUCCAUUUGCCGAUGCGCCUGUAGACGGUGUGAUUGCUGCGCAGUGCUCGGUGAAAAUUAUUGCCGGCCAGUUCUUGUCGGACAAAAAGGUCGGCACCUACGUCGAGGUGGAUAUGUUCGGUCUACCCUCGGACACAGUGAAGAAGGAAUUCCGUACACGUUUGGUGCCUAAUAACGGUUUGAAUCCAGUAUACAAUGAGGAUCCGUUCGUCUUUCGUAAAGUGGUGCUGCCCGAUUUGGCUGUGUUGCGCUUCGGCGUCUAUGAAGAGAGUGGAAAAAUGAUCGGACAACGCAUAUUGCCAUUGGACGGUCUGCAGGCGGGCUAUCGGCACGUUUCGCUACGUACCGAAGCGAAUUUCCCAAUGUCGUUGCCUAUGCUUUUCGUCAACAUCGAAUUGAAGAUUUAUGUACCUGAUGGCUUUGAGGACUUCAUGGCCAUGUUGUCGGAUCCGAAAGGAUUUGCGGGCGCUGCAGCGAAACAAAACGAACAAAUGAAAGCGUUGGGCAUUGAAGAACAGAGCGGCGGUGCGGCACGUGAUGCCGGCAAGGCUAAGGAAGAGGAAAAGAAAGAACCACCAUUGGUAUUCGAGCCAGUGACGUUAGAAUCGCUGCGCGGUGAAAAGGGCUUCCAAAAGGUGGGCAAGAAGCAAAACAAGGAAUUGGAUACGCUGAAAAAGAAGCAUACCAAAGAGCGCAUGACCAUGCAGAAGAAUCAGAAUGCAGCUAUCGAUCGGCUAAUCAAGGGCAAAAGCAAAGAUGAAAUACGCAAUGAUACGACGAUCAAGAAUGCAAUUACUGAACAGACUCAGCAAUGGACGGAGAUGAUUGCCAAACACAAGAAAGAGGAAUGGGACAUGCUGCGUCAGCAUGUACAGGACUCUCAAGAAGCAAUGAAGGCAUUGAUGCUGACAGUGCAGGCGCAACAGGUUAAGCAGCUGGAGGAGCGACAUGCACGUGAUAUUAAAGACUUGAAUGCUAAACAAGCUAAAACCUCUGCUGACACCGCCAAAGAGGUACAAAAUGAUAAAACGCUUAAGACGAAGAAUGAAAAGGAUCGCCGACUGCGUGAGAAGCGACAGAACAAUAUUAAGCGUUUCAUGGAGGAGAAGAAGCAAAUCGGUGUAAAACAGGGACGUGCUAUGGAAAAACUAAAACUGGCACACACCAAACAGGUGGAGGAAUUUAGUACUGAUGUGCAAAAGCUGCUCGACAUGUACAAAAUGGAGGAGGAGGCCUAUAAAAUACAAGGCAAGUCAGAAUUCUAUGCCUAG